AUGACUCCUCGAGAUCACAUGAGAAAAAUGUCAGUCCUUGGGGAACAGGGAACCUUGGAAGACAAGCAUUUAUACCGGUUAGCAAGUGGCAUGGCAGCAGGCGAAUUGCGACAGCGACAAGAGAUUAUAAUGAGAAACCAGAUGAUGGCAGUAAAUCCACAACUAAUGGGAGCAGGUCAGCAGAGAAUCCAAGCCAUUCCUGCGCAGUUUGAGCCUCGGUUCAUGGAAAGAGAUUUGUUACCUUCAAAUGAGAUGUUGGCACCAGCUGAUCCCAGGCAGAUUCACGUAGCUUCCCACCUUGGCCCCUCGGUCCCACAGCAUGCCAGCAUGCCAAACCUUUUAUCCAACCGUGUUUACCAAGGGGCAGGAUAUAGUUUCCUCCAACCAGAAUCCAUGGAAGCUGUAACCAGACGGCAGGAAAUGGUUCAGAAACAAAAUAUUGCCAGGAUGGAGAUGGAAAUGAAUGCCAUUUUCCAACAAAAGGAAAUAGAGAAAGCUCACCGCAAGGGAUUGUUGGGGCUGGAAGGCCCCUUUCUUUAUCACGGCAUGCCGGCUAGCCCAGUUGCUUUCCGAGGGAGGCACAGGGUACCCGAGGGCCAUCUUCCUAACGACUUGUACGUUCAUCGUACUACUCUUGACGAACUUCACGGCAACACCAUGGUGAUGGCCACCAGCCCAUACCCACCCGUCAGCACUCUGCAAAGAGAGCGAGGCCGUCGGCCUGGCAGAAGAGCUGGGAAUCACAAAGCCACCGAGUGUAACACCAAUGGCAUCAAGAGCCAAGCAGAGGACAAGAGCAUAGACCCUUCCUCCGCAACCGCUGAAGAAGAGAAAGACGACAAAAAAGAAACAGAAGCGGAGAUGCUGAGCAAACAUGAACAGAACAAGGUCCAAGCAGAGCCUUCUGCUGCAGCCACCAAAAAUGACAAGGAAUACGAGCAUGGCUUAAGAAAACACUCUGGCAGCCAUGAAAUGCCCAGCGAAGCAAAUGGCUGCAGCAACGGAAACGAGAAAGAUCCCAACAGUUCUUGUACAGCCUUUGAUGAGAAGUACACUUAUCCAUCAGCGUUCACAUUCUCUGCUCUGCCAUAUGGCUUCUCUGUACCCAGCAACCCACUGCUACCUUCAGCUACUUCCAGCCUGAUUCUGAAUGGAGAAGACAUUUCUGCCAUUGAAGAUAUCCGCAAAUGGACUGUUGAAGACGUAUACAGUUUUAUCAUCAGCCUUCCAGGAUGUUCAGACUAUGCACAGAUAUUUAAAGAUCAUGCCAUUGAUGGAGAAACCUUACCACUACUCACAGAAGAACAUCUUUUGGAAACAAUGGGAUUAAAACUUGGACCUGCAUUAAAGAUUCGGUCUCAGGUGUCCCGGCGUCUGGGCAAUGCAUUCUACAUGAUGAAUCUUCCUUUGUCCAUGCCCACUCCAUCUGCUGCGGGCAAGACUUCUGAACCUCCUCCAGAUAUGUCAUUGCCUCUUCAGUGCAACAGUCCUCAUGAUGCUCUGACUAGUCCUUGUUCCCAGGACCCUGAAACUUCAAAAACAGUUGAACAGAUUGUUGCAGAAAGCAGGGAAAAUACAUCUGAUGUAGCUGGAGCUCAGACUGAUUUCCAGAUGAUCAACUACCAGAAAACUUGAAGCAAGUGACACAGU
This is a messenger RNA of Zootoca vivipara (common lizard), 1650 nucleotides long. It is a transcript of the gene SAMD7, whose product is annotated as sterile alpha motif domain containing 7. The record is from RefSeq and is a predicted model, not a curated record. Gene Ontology annotation, biological process: negative regulation of DNA-templated transcription. Gene Ontology annotation, molecular function: chromatin binding; histone binding. NCBI's taxonomy places the organism in Eukaryota, Metazoa, Chordata, Lepidosauria, Squamata, Lacertidae. Gene Ontology annotation, cellular component: nucleus.